AAACCCAUGAAAUACUAUUUAGGUUAUUUGGUACUGUAAUACACAGUCUUUCUCUUUUUUCUGGCUUGACUAUUAGGAUUUCGAAAACCACACUAUUAGUGUCAAAUACUAUAAGUUUUUUGUAAUUGUCUUGCUUUCCACUACCAUGUUAUUUAAAACCAUUUAAUUUGAUUAUUUACAAGGUCAUUGUGUGGACCCCGAAGCAAUCGAACGGUUCGUUGAGACAGCGCAUCAAAAGUAUGUAGAGAGCAUAAAUACAUUAGCGGACAAAUCGGCAUCACCAAGCAAGUUGUCAAAUCAGUUUGUGUCAAUGCAAGCAAUUUUGUCAAAUAGUAAGCGCCUGCGAUGGUUUUUGACUGUGAAAAAACCAUGUAGUGACAGUCUGCUACUGUCAAUCAUCAAAAACUUAUCAGCAUUGGAGGCAAAGGUGAGCGAUGUGGCUGCUCGUUUGAGUGCUAUUAUCCCUCUGAUAACGGAGGAAGUGAUGUAUCGUGCGCCAAUGUCCAGGACUGGACAGGUGGGACGACCGCAGUUCAUCAUACCAAAAGAGCAGCUGGAGGUGAUGAGAGGAUACAGGCUGUCAUGGAUGGACAUUGCUAGAGCUCUAGGUGUUUCGAUAUCAACUCUUUGGAGGCUUCGUAAAAAAUACGACAUUGACAUUGGCAAGAAAAGGAAAGCUAGAACAGUGUCCGAGCAGGAGCUGGAGGGGAUUAUCCUUGAAUUGCAACAAACUUCUCCAAACAUUGGAAUAAGGAUGAUAGAGGGGGAAAUCAUAUCACGAGGACUCUACGCUGCUAGAUCUAACAUAGCUAACAAGCUGGUGGAGAUGGACCCCGUAGGACGGGUGCUGCAAUGGAGCAGACAGAAUCCCAGAACGAAAUACCACGUACCAGGGCCUAAUAGUUUGUGGCAUCUUGAUGGCAAUCACAAGCUUAUACGGUGGAGACUUGUGAUUCAUGGAGGUAUAGAUGGGUUUUCGAGGUUGGUGGUUUUUCUAAAAUGCUCUAUAAAUAACAGGGCGAAGACGGUAGCACACCUUUUUCUGGGAGCAACUGAGGAAUUUUGCUGGCCAUCGAGAGUGAGGACAGAUAAAGGUGGCGAGAACCAGGAAGUUGCCAGACUGAUGCUAGACAGGAGGGGGGAAGGGAGAGGAAGCAUCAUCCAGGGUAGUUCAGUCCAUAACCAGAGGAUUGAAAGACUUUGGAGGGAUAUGAGGGACAUGGUGACCGAGUAUUUCAGAAAAUUAUUCUUUUUCUUAGAGGACGAAGAUAUUUUAUGUCCUGACAAUGAUAUUGAUCUAUUUGCCCUACAUUACAUUUUUUUACCAAGAAUCAACUUUAAUCUCGAAAAAUUUAAGAAUUCCUGGAACAACCAUAAAUUAUCUACAGAAAAUCAGAAGACUCCAAACCAAUUAUAUUUAUUAGGUAUGCUUAGAUUAUUUGGCUCAGACUAUAUUGCUGUUAAAGAUUUUUUCGAAGACAACACAAUAGAUGAAGACACUUAUGGAAUAUACGAACCGGACCCGGGGGUGGCGGAGGAGAUGCAGGAUGACGAGAUCGAAAGGGUGGUUGUACCAGCCGUGAGUCUACAGGUUGGGGAGGCUUGUUGGAAUGAGCUCCAGUCUGUUGACCCUCUUCAGCAAGACCAUAAUCAUGGCAUUCCAUCCUUCAUCCAGGCUAAGGCGAUCAUCGCGAGGCACGUACGCUGAGCAGAUGUUCAGCGUACGUGAUCUUCUGAUUAUUGUGUUGAUCUCCAUUUGUUUGUAUAAUUAUUUUUGUCGCAUUCUAACUGAUAUAACGGAAUAAUUUUAUUACCUUUUUUGGUUUACCCUGAUUGGUUGAGUUGAUCACGUGAUCUACAGUCCCUCUUCUCCCCUCCUGUCUAGCAUCAGCUGGCAAAUUCUUGUUUCUCGCCACCUUACGCUUUGAGCUUAGUCCGACAUUACAGAAUAGACAUUCUCUGGAAAAAGUGACGGGCCAUUCUCGCGUACAUAUACAUCAGUAUCAAUUGUAAAAAAAAAAAUUCACAAAUGUGGGAAUAAAAACCGGUAACCCCUG
Messenger RNA from Nematostella vectensis (starlet sea anemone), 2057 nucleotides. RefSeq lists its product as uncharacterized. The transcript is spliced from 4 exons. The record is from RefSeq and is a predicted model, not a curated record. Bases 311 to 1708 code for a protein of 465 amino acids. Gene Ontology annotation, biological process: DNA integration. Gene Ontology annotation, molecular function: nucleic acid binding. Lineage: Eukaryota; Metazoa; Cnidaria; Anthozoa; Actiniaria; Edwardsiidae.